AUGAAGGAUAGUGAAAUAGACAUUAUGAAAUGUGAUUGCUCACAUGAUAUUUCAGUAGUGAAUAGUGAUGAUGAUAUGACACCGUUAGCUCUUAUUGAGGAUUACAUAGAAGAGCCUGAAUAUUCAAGAGGUGACAUUAAGCGAGCGCAUAAGAGAGUGUCUGUAAUGGACUUCAAGCAAUCGAUGAGAUGCGACAAAGAGACAGAAAUGAAAGAGAUUUCUUCUGGACUUUCAUGUCGACCCAUUUUUGGAUCUAAUACUACUGAAUCCGUUUUGGGACUAUCAGGUUCUACGCUGAAAAUCAUGCAGGAAUCUGGCGUUGAUAUCAAUAAUAACUUCAAUAUUGCAUCUGCUACAUCCUCCAUCUCCUACAACGAAGACCCAUACAUGUUAGAUGCUCUGGUAAACCAGCAGAAGAUGUCCCAAACAUCAUUGAAAUACUGCAUUAUCUGUGAAAAACCGCUCUACGAAAGAAGUAACUUGAUUCCAAUCGAUAGAAACUAUAGAGAAAUCGUCUGCUGCAACUGCUUCCAGGAAUACGAAAGUAUGUGGGCCAUCCUUAAGCGGAUGAAUAUUUCUACACAGAUUGAUAAUACUGAUGAUUGCACUUUUGCCACUCUCUCUAAAGACGAAACAGUGACUCAAGCAAAUAAGAAACGACGAUACCAGACUCAGAGUGCAGAUGCAAAAUCGCAGUAA
Molecule: messenger RNA, 699 nt
Organism: Brettanomyces nanus
Lineage: Eukaryota; Fungi; Ascomycota; Pichiomycetes; Pichiales; Pichiaceae
Exons: 2
Coding region: 1-699 (232 amino acids)
Source: RefSeq, a predicted model, not a curated record